AUGCCUCUCUUUGAAGAGAGACCUGUGUGGUCGAAGAAUGCAAUAGUUGGGAACCUGAAUAUUGACAACUCAAGGCUGAAAACCAUCUUGCCUCUAUUCGCUUAUUAUUUCCUGACUGGACCGUGGCGCUCCCUGUGGGUGAGAAUAGGCUACGAUCCGCGUAAAGAUCCGACUGCUAAGAAGUAUCAAACGCUAGACUUCAGAGUUCGGCAAAUGUCUGUUGAUCGCAUGCCUAUCUCCAGUAAACGUGGUACAUUUUGCUAUCAGAAGCCAACAACAGUUUCUAAGACCCAGGCACAGGUAGCACUAAUACAGGCUGAUGACCUUGGAGUGGGUGAUGCUGCAGUGGCCUCUACAUCAACAGCGGGCACGCGGGAAGAACUGGAGAAAAUCACUUCAACAUAUACAUUCAUACCGAAUGUUCUGCCACCGUUUAGACAGAUGUUUUACCAGCUGUGUGAUAUUCAGGCACCAGAGGUUCAAGCAAUUGUCAGCCGCAAUGACAACAAGGUAGCCAAGGAAUUAAAAACAUUUACAUAG
Priapulus caudatus is the source of this 540-nucleotide messenger RNA. Its product is annotated as general transcription factor 3C polypeptide 5-like. Gene Ontology annotation, cellular component: transcription factor TFIIIC complex. Lineage: Eukaryota; Metazoa; Priapulida; Priapulimorpha; Priapulimorphida; Priapulidae. Bases 1 to 540 code for a protein of 179 amino acids. The record is from RefSeq and is a predicted model, not a curated record. The transcript has 4 exons. Gene Ontology annotation, biological process: transcription initiation at RNA polymerase III promoter.